Mus musculus (house mouse) is the source of this 37601-nucleotide messenger RNA. It is a transcript of the gene Pag1, whose product is annotated as phosphoprotein associated with glycosphingolipid microdomains 1. Gene Ontology annotation, biological process: negative regulation of T cell activation; regulation of T cell activation; intracellular signal transduction. Lineage: Eukaryota; Metazoa; Chordata; Mammalia; Rodentia; Muridae. Gene Ontology annotation, molecular function: SH2 domain binding. The record is from RefSeq and is a predicted model, not a curated record. The coding region runs from base 24902 to 25909 and encodes 335 amino acids. Gene Ontology annotation, cellular component: membrane raft; plasma membrane. The transcript has 3 exons.
GCAGCAGUCGCGAACAUGCGCACUGAGUCCCGCGCGCUGCUCCGCCUCGGCGCUGUCAUUCUCCGCGGCGCGGCGGCCAGUGCGGACUGCGGUUCCCGCCCGGCGCGCGGGUGCUGUGACUGCUCCUCCGGGGCGGACUGGUGACUCUGCAGCGCUCUGGAGCCUCUCGUGCGGGGACUCCGUGGUGUCGCAUUCCCUCAGAGAGGGAGACACGCACCCGGAGCUCCGAGCACAGCUCUCAAGGGCUGGCGGCCACGACGGCGUUUGCUCGGGUUCCCGGUGCAGUCCGAGUCUCUGCGGCCGCCCGGUGCGCCCGGGAGAGCGCACCUCCCCCGGCACGGCAGAACCGAGGCGACGAGGAUCAGGAGGGUCCUGCGCCCGCUACCACUGCCCACCGCGGGCCAGCCCGGCUGCGAGCAGCGGAGUUGCAGCGCUUUUUAGAGCUCUGGAGCCCCAGAAGACCUCUGCGAACCAAUACUGAAAUCAAUUGCUAUAGAAAGCUCCUAGGCAGCUGACUCACCCCAGACUGCCAGGGGACAGGAAACUCGACCUGACCGUGGCCUUUAUUAAAACACAGAGCAUUUGAGUCCCUGUGCACUUUAUGGAAUGGACUUUAAAGUUGCUGGCAACCUUUCGUAAGCCUCCAGCUGGCCCAACGAAAUAUAUCAUAUCCACUCUUUAUCUGCAAGCUUCCCCUGUCUUCCUCAAAGGACCAAAGGUGUGAGUGUGUCAGCUCUUGUCACCUGUCCUCCUGCAUAGCCGCCCUGCGUGCUCAGGCUUCUCUGAAUGUAGUCCUCGUGCAUCUGGUCUCCUGUAUUUCUGACUGUCUGUCACUGUUGGCUGCUUCGCCCACCCCAGUCCUUUACCCUGACGUGUACCCGUGCCUCGCCGUCCCAUCUGUGUGGGGUGGGAAACGAUCCUGAAGCAGCACAAGCUGUAAGUCAGGGCAGGAAAGCUGCACAGCGCAGCGCAGUGACUUACUGUUAAAGAGAGGGCCAGUUACUACCACAGCCUCUGUCCUCAGCACCUGACAACCGUACUGAGUAGCCUUAUUAUUUCAUAUGUGACAUCUAAAAAGAGCUGUGUCCCUCUAAUUCACACUUAACCAGCCGCCAGCAGCUUGGCUGUGCAUGCAUCAAGUUUGGUGAAAGUGAUUGAUUUGGAUUUUUCAGAUAUGUAUUUUAGGAGAUAAGCUGUUAGGGAUAAGCCGCUCCAUACAAUUGUCAAAGAAAAGACUCAAUAAAAAUAAAUGAAAAAUACAGGAAUUAAAAAAAAAAAGAAAGAAUGUGGCUUUCCUUCAGGGGCUGGUACUUGGUCUGGGUCCAUGUUCGGGGUUGGGGCAGAUGGAGGUCAUUGCUGAGCUGGGUAGUGGACUGUAAGACAGCAGCUCCGUGAGCUGGGUAGUGGACUGCAAGACACUUUGUGAAGUGUCUUGGUGGCCAGACUUGGUCCUGGGGUGAGUGAGUUCUGGGGCUGGAUUCAGGGCCUCUCGAAUCUGAGGCGCCUGAGCUCUAUCCCAGGGUUCUGCUGGCUUUUUAUUUUGAGACCUAUUUGCUUGGGCUGGCCUUGAAUUCAGUCUGCAGCCCGAGUAAUCCCCUUGCCUUAACCGCAGUAGCUGGGGGGACCAUCCACUACUGCCAGGCCUGGCCCAGGCUGUCGGUUUAGAAUGUUCAACCUGGUGCAUCCACAAAACAAGUGAACUAGGAGACGGAAAAGGGAAGCCAUUAAAGUCUGAGUUCAGACUGGUAAGGGUAUAGACGCUGAGGGCACGGGGCGGGGGUAGAAGCAAGGAGGUGGCGCAGGGACGCUGAAGAGCCUCCCCAGAUGACCUCGCUCAGAUCACUGAAGAGAUAAAAGUUCCAUUGGUGAUGACAGUGAGCACAGAGGGUGGAGCAUUCCACAGGGGAAGGUGACAAGCUGUGGAUUUAUGCCGUGUGAGGCACCAGAGGGACAUCAGAGCCUAGAGAUUCUAUGCAACUGCCAGCUUACAAUUCAAGGCAACCGCUGAGAUGCAGAUGGAGACUUAGCAUCCAUUUGCAGCUUAUUAAGGUGUCCAGUCCACUGAGAUAUCUUGGAUAUAGUAUGACUCUCGCUUGUGUUUAUAAAACGGCCUCACCGUGCUCUAGAUAGUGGAGUACAUGGAAUGGAUGUUGAGGCUGCUGGUCAGCCUGAGAAAACAUGUAGAAUAAAAAAUAAAGUCAAGGCCAGGGUGGCACACAGAAAGAUAAAGGAGAUGGGAUAGAAAGUUAACUGAGAGAAAUUUUUGACAAAAAAAAAAAAAACGACAGAAGCCAGAGGCAGAGCAGGGUGAGGCGCUUGGCUGAGUGUGAGCUGAGGACACAGAAGUGAAACCGGAGGUGCCACAGGGCAGGGUACUCCUCCUCACUGUGUCUGCACCGGAGAUGGGGCGAUUGCCUGGUGGCUUUCAGUUCCCCUCCAUCAGUAUUAAGAGUCUGGAUGGUAGGUAGGAUGCCAUUCAGGAAUGAAGUACGAUCCUGAACUCAGUCUACUAAUGGAGUAUGGACAUCGUGUCGUCUUCUUUUCCUUUAAUUUUCCCCAUCAUGAUCAGAGGAGUGCAGACACUGGCAGAGUGGGAAGGAUGGGAAACACGCCUUCUUAAUGCAUAAAGUGCUCGAUCCUCCGUGCGAGCAGGAGUGCGUGGAUGGGACGUGGACAGCAGCACAAUCCAAGUUCACAAACAACUCUGCUUUCACGUGGCGUGCUGUCAUUAGAAAGGUGGCACUGUGUGCCAGUACUUGCAACACUUGUGACGUGUCUAGCCCAUUGGGCUGUCUGAGGUGUUCUGUAUAUAGCAUGCCAUGACUUUCAUUUGUUUUAUAUUGUAGACAAUGUGGAGUAUUUAUUAACCAUGGAGAUAGUUUCUGUGCUUCCAUUCCUGUCCAUACUCACAUGUGUGAGCCUAUCAACCAGUGGUUCUCAGCCUUCCUAAUUCUGUGAUCCUCUAAUACAGUCUUCAUGUUGUGGUGGCUCUAACUAUAAAGUUAUUGCAUUGCUACUUCAUAACUGCAAUUUUGCUACUGCUAUGAAUCAUAGUGUAAAUUUCUUUGUUUUCAAAUGGUACUAGGCGACUCCUGUGGAAGGGUCCUGCGACACACACCACCCCCAAAAGAGCUGCGCCUCACUGGUUGAGAACUGCUGCUAGAGCAGGAACAUUUUGCAUUUAAGCCAUUGCACUACAUUACAGAAACUGGUAACUUGAAAUAGAGUCCAGAGGAGAGACCCAGCUGCUAAAUGAUUAAGGUUGUCAGACCCAAACUCAGAUGUUCUGGCUUCACAUUGUGGGUUCAGAUGAUUCUAAGGUACUUUUUAUCAUUUGCAACUAAAGGUAAACUUGGAGGAGGAUGGAAUCCUUCGAUGUCUUUUAAAGUUAGUUCACUUAAAGCAUCAGCACUAGAAACUGUUGCUGACUAAAACUCCUCUACUUAAUGGACCACAGGUUAUUUAUGCAAAUAUCUAAUUAAGCUGGGGGAAAGUAGGGGUUUCUUCUAUAAAACAAGCUUUUUUCUAUUAUUGAUGCUGACUUUUUUAGAAAGCUCCUAUCCAUAAAGCCUCGAGGCCUAAUAUUUUAAACUGAAAUUCUUGUACUUAAAUUUGUUCUUUGUGGGAAUAUAUUUCUUAAUAAUUGCAGUUUCUGCUGUGUGUGAGGGCCAUUCAGCAUGUGCAUUUUGUGCUACAAGUAUAUCAGACAAAACCCAGCCAAGUUAGGUUUAAACUAUUGGUUUCCCUUAAUAAUGUUCUUGACUGCUUUGGUCAUAUGAACCAAUAGGCAUAUUUUGGCUUGUGGAAGCAGCUAUUAUGUUACCAAUAUAAGGCUGAAGUCUUACACUGACAUUGUCUUUUUACCUAAGUGCUACAAGAUGAUGCAGUAUAGCUCUAAAGAUGCCUGUUCCACAACUUGUAUUUUGGCUCUGAAUAGUCCAAAUUUUCCUUAAUAUUGUCAUCAAAUCAUAUAUAGAUACAUACAUAUGUGCAGUAAUGCUUGAGUUAGUUGUGAAAUGGAUAUGUACUCUCAUAACCAUUGAAAAAGUUUACAAUGUUGCUUUUUUAUCACACACACACACACACACACACAGUGUAUCCCAAUUGCUAGCUGGCAAUUUGCAGAUGGAAGCACUUCCUAGCAAGUAACAAAGGCCAGUGCUGUCCCCAGAUGUCAGAGUCACUUCUCAUGGGCCAGUUUUACACUCUAGCUUCAGUAGGAAAAUCUAAAGGGGCUGACAUUUCUGUGUCUUCAGUGGAUGGCUCUUUUUCUUUUUUUUAAUUCAUUGGAUGGCAAUUAUUUUUUUUAAUAAUGAGACAUUUGUAAAUUCUGAAAUGUUAAUAAAAAUGCAAGGCAACUAUCUUAGUCUGGUAAUUACUGUCCCACACAGUAGUGUACCAGCCUUAAUCCAUUGCAGUGAGAAAUUACAAUAUAGGCACAUGAAAAUCUAAGUAACAAUGUAGAGCAUCAUGGUACUUUAAAUAUGAUUUUAUUGUACUUUAUAAUAUGUCAAAUGAAGAUUAAUUUGUUCUUUUCAUGCCUGAUGGGUUCCAAUUUCAUCCCAAUGCAAAUAUUGUAAAAGAGAAAGCGGUUAGGCUUCGGUUCUUCAGGUGACUUGCCACCGCCGUAUACUCAUCCACACACAUGAACAGUCAAGCUGGCUUGCCUACUGAUAUUCCAUUAUAGCAUGUACUAUGAGUUUUCACUUCCUAAAAAAGAGUAGCUAUAUUUCUUCUAAGUCCUGUUGGAUUUCAGUCAUACAUUUUUAUGUUCUUUAUACUCGACGUGCUAGAACAUGUCUAAAUUAGCGAUCUAAUUUGAAUACUAUAAUUAUAUGCACAGUUGAGUUUGAGUACAGUGUUUUUGCAUAAUGUGAUGGUCUCUCUUAGUGAAUUUAGGAAUUCCAUGGUUCCAAUUUCAGAGUCCUAAAUCUAUAUACGCUUAUGGAGGGGUUCACAGGACAGAAUGCAAAUACUUUAAGCCUAUUUGAGUUUUAGAAAUUAACAUAUAAACUAUCUACAAUAGCUUUUUUUAUGUAUAAGAAAGUAACAAGAAAUACAGAAUUAAUUAAGAACUAGGUUGGUGUCACAUCUAGUGACUAAAUUUUGCCAUCAGGGUUAAAACUCAUACUUUGUUUUGCUAAAAUGAUAAAUAAAGGUAUAUUUAAGCAAAGUGAUAGCAUGAAUUCUCAUAAAUAAUUGUACAUAUUUAAUAGGGCUAACAUCUUUCUCUGACUUUACUGUACUGGUCAUGUUGGCCAAAAUGCACAUCUUGAGCACAAAUAUUAGCUUUGUGUAAUGUUCAAUGACUAAAGUUGAGUGGCACACUCUGUAAUCCCAGUGCUCUGGAAGCAGAGGCUGGAGAAGCAAUGCAAGUUCAAACCUAGCCUGGUCUACGCAGUUCCAGGACAGCCUUGAGAUCUUGUCUUAAAAACAAACAAACAUGAAACAACACACACACAAGACAAGAGAGAGAGAGAGAGAGAGAGAGAGAGAGAGAGAGAGAGAGAGAGAGGGAGAGAGAGGGAGAGAGAGAACGAACGAACGAGGGCAGGAAGGAGAGAGAGCAUAAAAAUUUAAUGCCUCUAAAGUGGCAUUGGAACCGAAUGCUUUUAGAGUCUUGUUAAAACAGUUCAGCAUCAUCCAGGCUGAGAUGUUAGGAGUGGAGCUGCCAGACACGGCAGCCGGUGAGACCACAGCAGUACACAGUGUUAUCACCCUUACUCUUAAAGCUAACCGUCCCUCCCUCCACACUUCAUAACCUUGCCAACCAGAUGAGUUAUUUGCUAAUAGUAGCAUGUCAAAACCGGAAUUAUUAUGGAUCUUUUCCUUUAAUAAAUAUUCAACAGCAUUUUCAAAGCAGUUAGAUACAAUUCCUAAUAACCAGCGCCAUGCUGGCUGCGGUGUGCACACUCCUCAGACCGCUCAUGGCCACAGGGCAUUGGGCCUUUAGACCCUUUUCUAUGUAUUUUCAAGAGCUCCACAAUCCCUGGGCUGGAAUAAUCCUUUUACUUCUCCACAGUUACAUAUAGAAUAAAGAGAAUUUCUCAUCUUUUCUUCACCUACGACGCCAAGGUCUGUAUUCAGAGAAUCCCUGUUCGUUGUGUUCUCUGUCUACAGUGAUAUCCGUCCGUCUUUUACAAGUAAGAGCCUUCACGUUCCCUACUGUUCAGGAAGACGCAGCACUGACUGUCUUCCUACUUCAGGGCUGUUCAUCUGAAAUGUUAAGAGAGGAUGGUGCUGUUGACGUAGCAAAACGUUGCUCUAUAAGUUGAUAGAGUCUUUCACGUUCUGUUGGAGGUGUACUCUGUGUGCCGCAGUCUGUGCUGACUGAGCAGUGCUCUGGCGUUUAGGAGCGCACAGAAUGGGACAACUCCUGCCACACCGGAGCUGCUCAGUCCCAAGAGGAGCCCUGAGCCUGUCAUAGGGAGUCUCCGGGCUCUCAACUGUCCCUGUCCCUGUCCCUGUCCCUGUCCCUGUCCCUGUCCCUGUCCCUGUCCCUGUCCCUGUCCCUGCCCUUGCCCCUGUCCCUGUCCCUGCCCCUGCCCCUGUCCCUGUCCCUGUCCCUGUCCCUGUCCCUGUCCCUGCAGCCAUGACCGGGCACUUCUGAAUCUCACUUGUCUUUCUCUGUGCUUCACCUUAAAAAAAAAAAAAUCAUCCAAACAUUUCAUUUGGAAUUCUAAUUUUUACCAGUAAAAAUGUAAUUUGUCAUCUUUUCUUCAAAGUCAGUAUCACUUUUUCAUUGCUCAUAUUUACAUACUGUAAGCAGAUUUGGAUAUGUUUAUUAAAGUGAAGGCAUACAGCCAGGAAGAUAUGCCUGUGUGCAGUGCAGCCGUGUUUUAGAGUAGACCAUGAGCCUGCUUUUCAGCUUGUCUCUGAUAUCAGCCCUUCUCCUGAACUCUUCGCCCGGUGAAUCGAUCCAAUAAAAUCAUGUAGAAAUCACGGAGCUGAGGUCAGGCAAGUGCCUGUAUCAUUUGGGGGAACAUCAAAAGAAUCAACACUGGGAACCCUGCCUGUCUGGAGGCGGUGCAAAGGCAACCUCUCCCAAUGCCAGUGUAGCUCAGCUGUUACAUGGGCCAUGACAGUGCUCAUCUUACCACCCAGGGGUGGAGGCCCGGGACAGCUGUGACCUUGAGGCCAGCCUGGUCUACAUAGCAAGUUUCAGACCAGCCAAGGCUACACAGUGAGACAAACAAAAGCCAGCUUUUACAAAGGUAAUGCAAUGCUCCCCCUAAAGAAAAGCAGUCGACUCAGGGAUUGCUAGUUUCUAGAAGUUGUAGUCACUUCUGCACCAAAGUGAAUCAAUAUUUAUAUUUAGCUGCAUAAAGGAAAACCCUAAAGCAGUUCAAGUGAAGUUUUGGAGCAAAUUCAGGUAGAAAAUAAGGUAUCCAGUUUUCAGAAAUGUUUACAUUUCAGCCUUAUGAAGUUUUGUGAGAACCCAAGGGUACUCACUUUCAUUUACCAUCUCCUUGUCCCCUCAUCCCCUCUGCCAUAUCCACAUUUUAGAUGGCCAAGCCACAAUGUUAGCUUUCUAUCAGACUUGAUACAGGGCCAAGUCAGCUCUUUGGGGUAGUGAAUGAAGGCCGGGUUUGGAUACAAUAUGGCCAGCCAGGCUGCGGUUUGUGGUUCCAACUCUUUGUGACAAGCCUGGAUUGUAGCCAUGCUCAGACUAUACCCAGUGUGGCACCCAGUUUGGUUCUGCUGCCUUCAGAUCAAGAUGUAGAACUCUGAGCUCCUUCUCCAGCACCCUGUCUGCCUGCACGCUGCUGUGCUUCCAGCCUUGAUGAUAAUAAGCUAAACCUCUGAAGCUGUAAGCCCACCAUAUGAUAAUGGACUAAACCUCUGUUUGUUUCUUUUUUUUUAAUUAGAUACUUUCUUUGUUACAUUUCAAAUGUUAUCCCCUUUCCUAGUUUCCCCUCUGAAAACCCCCAUCCCCUCCUCCCUCCCCCUGCUCACCAACCCAUCCACUCCUGCUUCCUGGCUCUGACAUUCCCCUAUACUGGGGCAAAGAACCUUCACAGGACCAAGGGCCUCUCCUCCCACUGAUGACUGACUAGGCCAUGUUCUGCUACAUGUGCAGCUAAAGUCAUGAGUCCCACCAUGUGUUUUCUUUGGUUAGUGGUUUAGUCCCAGGGAGCUCUGGGGGGUACUGGUUAGUUCAUAUUGUUCCUCAGCAAACAUCUUCAGCUCUUUGGGUACUUUCUCUAGCUCCUUCAUUGGGGACCCUGUGCUCCGUCCAAUGGAUGGCUAUGAGCAUCCACUUCUGUAUUUGUCAGGCACCUACAGAGCCUCUCAAGAGACAGCUAUAUCAGGCUCCUGUCAGCAAGCUCUUGUUGGAAUCCACAAUAGGUUCUGGGUUUGGUGACUGUAUAUGGGAUGGAUCCAUAGGUAGGGCAGUCUCUGGAUGGUUACUCCUUCAGUCUCUGUUUCACACUUUGUCUCUGUAACUCCUUCCAUGGGUAUUUUGUUUCCCCUUCUAAGAAGUAUCGAAGUAUCCACACUUUAGUCUUCCUUCUUCAGUUUCAUGUUUUUUGGGAAUUGUGUCUUGGGUAUUCUGAGCUUCUGGGCUAAUAUCCACUUAUCGGUGAGUGAAUAUCAUAUAUGUUCUUUUGUUAUUGGGUUACCUCACUCAGGAUGAUAUCCAACAGAUACAUCCAUUUGUCUUCUAAGAAUUUCAUAAAUUCAUUGUUUUCAAUAGCUGAGUAGUACUCCAUUGUGUAAAUGUACGACAUUUUCUGUAUCAAUUCCUCUGUUGAGGGACAUCUGGGUUCUUUCCAGCUUCUGGCUAUUAUAAAUAAGGCUUCUAUAAACAUAGUGGAGCAUGUGUCCUUAUUACAUGUUGGAGCAUCUUCUGGGUAUAUGCCCAGGAGUGGUAGUGCUGGAUCCUUCAGUAGUACUAUGUCCAAUUUUCUAAGGAACUGCCAAACUGAUUUCCAGAGUAGUUGUACCAGCUUGUAAUCCCACCAGCAGUGGAGGAGUGUUCUUCUUUCUCCACAUCCUCUCCAGUACCUGCUGUCAUCUGACUUUUUGAUCUUAGCCAUUCUGACUGGUGUGAGGUGGAAUCUCAGGGUUGUUUUGAUUUGCAUUUCCCUGAUUACUAAGGAUGUUGAACAUUUUUUUAGGUGCUUCUCAGCCAUUCUUCAGUUGAGACUUCUUUGUUUAGCUCUGCACCCCAUUUUUAAUAGGGUUAUUUGGUUUUCUGGAGUCUAACUUCUUGAGUUCUUUUUCUAUAUUGGAUAUUAGCCCUCUAUCGGAUUUAGGAUUGGUAAAUAUCUUUUCCCAAUCUGUUAAUGACCUUUUUGUCUUAUUGACAGUGUCCUUUGCCUUACAGAAGCUUUGCAAUUUUACGAAGUCCCAUUUGUUAAUUCUUGAUCUUACAGCACAAGCCAUUGGUGUUGUUUAGGAAUUUUUUUCCCCUGUGCCCAUAUCUUCAAGGCUCUUCCCCACUUUCUCCUCUAUAAGUUUCAGUGUCUCUGGUUUUAUGUGGAGUUCCUUGAUCCACUUAGACUUGAGCUUUGUACAAGGAGAUAAGAAUGGAUCAAUUCACAUUCUUCUACAUGACAACCUCCAGUUGAGCCAGCACCCUUUGUUGAAAAUGCUGUCUUUUUUCCACUGGAUGGUUUUAGCUCCUUUGUCAAAGGUCAAAUGCCCAUAGGUGUGUGGGUUCAUUUCUGGGUCUUCAAUUCUAUUCUAUUUAUCUACCUUGGACUAACAUCUUAAACUGUAAGCCAGCCCCAGUUAAAUGUUUUCCUUUAUAAGAGUUGCCGUGGCCAGGGUGUCUCUUCACAGCAAUGAAACCCUAAUUAAGACCCUCACCUACUUCAGAAUUGGGGCCUGGAGAGACUGAGAUGAUGAUGAUGAUGAUGACGACGAUGACGAUGAUGAUGUUAAAAGGAUAUCCCGGGAUAUGGCUGGGGAGAGCGCCCAGUUGUGUUUGUUACAUAAGCAUAAGGACCUAGGUUCUGAGUUCAAGCACUCAUGUGAAAAGCCAGGUUAGGGACUCACCUGACAGGCAACAAGAGAGAUCCUUCUUAAUAACUAAAGUGGGAGCAGAAAAGGGAGAUGCCUUAUGUAGACUACAGGCUGCACAUGUACACAUGUGCUCAAGUGAUAAUACACUCAUGGGCAUGUGAGCAUGCCCACACGACACACAUAAUGACUACAUGAAUACUUAACAAUUCAUGAAGAAACUCCAUGGGCAACAUUCCCAGUUUUCAGUCCAGGUAGCCUGGCACAAGGUUGUGGAAUGAGAAAAUAGGCAGUAUAGAAAGGCGUGAAAACUGGGGAAGAGAGUCCACUAGGAAAAGCUUUCUUGUGGUAGAUGAAAGUACUGAGAGCUCAAGAGGCAUCAUGGGAGCUGUAAUGGGAGCUGUGCGGGAUCUCCAUUGCACUCACCUCUCAGGAGGACACUGGCUCAGAGCAAAACACCUAGGCAUGUUCUGAAUUGUCAAGUUCUUCAUUGCCGUGUAAAAUAGUGUGCCUAAUGAUAGCAAAUAAUGAUGAUUAGUCAUUUACUCGUGAACUUCCCAUCUGUGUUCAGUUCCAGAUCCGGGUGGUUUCCUAGGGUAGGCCAGAGCUCAUUUGUUUUGUUUUUGUUUGUUUUGGGUUUUGUUUUGGAACUCCUAUUCCCUCCCCCACCCCCACACCCUGCCCCCAGGAAUAAGGUUUGCUUUUUUUUUUUUUAAAACAAGUAAAUGUAUAUUCUAUCACAGUAAAUAUCCUUGAUAAAAACAUAUUUGAGAUUGUGAGACCCAUUUAUGAAAGAGCCAUGUGUACUAUCACAUCAACAAUAGAGAAAAAGAUAUGCAUUCACAGGAGCGUCUGAGAUGGCUGGCCUGAAUAUUCCUGAAUUGUACAUAUUUCUUUGCUUUCCCACAUUUUCCAUUGUUAAAAAGCUGACAGUCUGUUACACACUAUCUCCUCAUUUAAAUGUGCUCUCCCCGCACUGUCUGUGUUCGCCAUGGUCCUUUGUGUGGUGGUUUUCCAGGAUAGCUACACAUUAGCAUCCCUGGGGAGGCCUACAACUUGCUGACUAGUCCCUACUUAGUCAUUCUGAUUAAAGGGUCCUGCUUUGGGGCCUUGACCUUAAUGGGUUUUUAGGACACAGCUGAUGUUAAUAAGUAGCGAUACUCAAACAUACCUGAAUCGACCAUGUCAAGAGCCAUUGUGAAAAUCAGAGGAAGGCCUCUGUGGUUGAGUGCUUGCCUACCUCGCAGAGGUCCUGUGUGUGCUUUCUAGAACCCAAACCUGGCAGUACACAGUAGAUUCAGCUCUAGCUCAGGAGGGUUCAUCCUGUCUUCUGGCUUCUGUGGACACCGGCACUCAUGUUCACAUACCCACACGGUUACAUAGCUUAAAAAUAAGACCCAGAAAUAGCAACUCAGAGUCCAAGCCUAGUACAAAACAUCGUAUGCCAACCGGGUGCUGAAAUGCUGCUCUUGAAUACCUCUUCUGUGGCCACAGCCUGGUGAGACUGUAGCAGGCUAAAUUCACUGGUUAAAAUGUGUGUUAGAAGCGAUGACUUCCAGGACUGGGCGUGUGGCUCAGUUGGUAGAGUGCUUGUCUACCUCUCAUGAGCUCCUGAGUCCAGUCACCAACAUCAUAUAAACUACAUAGGGUGGCACUUGCCUAUAAUCACAGCACUCAAGAGCUAGAGGAAGGAGGAGGCAUAUUUCAAGGUCAAAUACAUGAUGAGUUGAAGCUAGCCUGUGAUAUUGAGCUCCUAUCUCAAAAGGAAAGGAAAGGGAGGGAGGGAGGAAGGGAGGAAACAAUGUCCUGGUUUGGUGUUUAUCUAAUAACAGAUUGGGACCUAGACUUCAUUAAGUCUCCAGGUAGCUCAUCUCAGCAGAGAUACAAGGGCCAGUCUUCAAGAGAAAAAAAUUAUAUCUGAGGACUGUUUUCUUUCUUUAAUACCUCAUUUGAUUCUCACAUGAACCUCAUGAGAUUCAAAAGAAGCUUAUUUUUUGAAGUUACAGAUUAGGAAGUAGGCUCAGUACAAUUAAACAUCUAGCCCAAGGUCAUGCAGCCAAUGCAUGGUAGGUCUGGCAACUUAGGCCAUUUCACAAAUAGACCCUCAUGUGUGUAAAUGGAAAGAGCAUAGCCAUACAACCCAGGAAACCUCUACAAGCAAGCAGAUGACUGAGAUGACAGAUGCAGAUACCCACAGCCAACCACUGGACUGAGCUUGGGGGAUCCUUAUGGAAGAGUUAGAAGACAGACAGAAGGAACUGAAGGAGAGGGCAACUCCAUAGGAAGAGCAACAGUGCCAACUGAUCAGACCCCUCAGAGCUCCCAGGAACUAAACCACCAACCAAAGAGCAUCCGUGGGCCAGUCCAUGGCUCCUGCUACAUAUGAGCCAAGGACUGCCUGUCUAGCCUCAGUGGGAGGGGAUGCGUUUGGUCCUGUGGAGGCUUGAUGUUCCAGAGAAGGGGAUGCUAGAAAGGUUAGGUGGGAGUGGGUGGGUAGGUGGGUGAGCACCUUCUAAGAGGUAAAGGGGGAGAGGGACUCGUGGAGGGGAGAACUGGAAGGGGAACAACAUUUGAAAUAUAAAUUUUAAUUUUAAAUUUUUUAAAUUUAAUUUUUAAAAAGUAAUUAAAGAAAGAAAAUAUAACCCCCCAAAAAAUGUGAUUGUAGAUUAGGUGUAGUGAUACAUGCCUCUAACUUAAGCACUUGGGAGGCUAAGACAAGGGAUUACAAGUUCAAGGGGAGCCUGUAAUACAUAACAAAAUAAAAACUUAAAUGUAGAUAUGAUAAACCAUAAAUUUAUGUUUGUGGCUCAUACUUGUAAACUAUGGUAUAUGUUUUAUUCCAUAAAGUACAUUUAAGGGUUAAGAAAAGAGCUUAGUUUUGUUUCUCAAAGCUAGAGUCGUAGAUCUGAAGGAAAAUAUCUACAUUGCAAAGAAGACGUUUGAUCUUGUUGGCCUUUAUCUCUACCCUUUCCCUUGAAAGAACUGAAGAGGGCUAAGGGGUGGCAAGUCUUUAUCCCCAUGGACUUGAGAACUGACCAUUGUGCGUUGUCAAGAACCGCCCUGCUUCCCGCCACCAUGAAUCAUUUACGUCUUAAGUGGUUCUUGAACUGUUGCUGUGUAGAUGAUGUAAGCGUGGGAAGGGAGUUGCUGACUGGAAGCACAUUGAUGAUCAUAAAUCACGCUUAAAAGCGCUCCUGCCAACACAUCUGCUUCUGCAAGUUACCUGUCUGCGUCCAUCCGAAUGUGGGAGGCAGGUUCCACUUCAUUUUCUGUAGAUAGGAUAUCGACCAUGUUUGUAUGAGAGAUUUCAUUUCCUCAUGAAGUGGGGUUCAGCAGCCUGGGAAGUGCGUGGACAGAACAUGAGAGGACAAGAGAAGGGUCUUCUAAGCCAGCCUUUCUCUACUGUGUGCUCAUUGUCAGGCCAUUUACGGGUGACCAGGGACAGACUGGCCUGGACCCAGGCUGGUGCUGCCUGUCUCUGGCUGGAAACCAGCAUCAGUGAUGUAUAGAAUCGAUAGAGAAGAGAUACUGGCCGUUUUAUUCACAAUUCACUCCAGGUUUGCCAUACUGGAGAGAGAGACAGGGUUUCCUUCAAAACUUGAGGUAAGCACUCUUUCCUGGGGUUAUUUUCAUUGACAGCAAUCAAUCCAUUUUCUUCUGUGACACUGAUUGUCCAGAGAGGCUGAUGUCUUCUGUCCAGGUUUUCCCAAAGGGAUAUGGGCAGCCUGGGUUGUGUGAUCAGUCUCACUGCCAAACUGCUCAUGGUGGCGCUGGGCCAUGUCUGGGAAACUUGCAUAAAGACAAGGCACAUCAGACGUGGAUGCAAAAUGGUCCCCAUCUGUGCCCACAGUUGUAAGCAAAGGAAAGAGGAAUAUCAGUGACACCCUUAAAAGGGAAAAACUGUGAGCAGUUAAUUGCGGCUUGAAGAGCAGACAGGGGGAACUAGCUUUGGGUAUAGGAACAGCAUUCCAUGAGUUGAUUGUGUGCAUUGUCCAUAAAGUCUGGACACAUUUUCUAGAUAUAUGCAUUAUAAAAUAAUAUUGGCAUACCAUUUAUUAUGGAGAUUCAUCUAUUUCUAUACUUUAUUACCACAUGAGGUCUUUAAUUAAAACAAAACUUAAUUGAGCUAGGUAGCAUUCUCAGUGGCUGUCUGUGUCUGUGGUAGCUGGCUUACUCUCCAAAGAGAAGAUGUUUUAUCUGCGGUAGAUUUGGGUCAGAGAUGGGGUCAGGUCUUGUUUUUAAUGAGGUAGAUUUGGGUCAGAGAUGGGGUCAGGUCUUGUUUUUAAUGACUUUUUUUAAACAUUUGUUAUAUUUUAUUUAGGUGUGUGUGCAUGAGUGAUUGAGUGGGUAUGCGCGUGCAUGUGUGUAUAUGUGUGUGUGUGUGUGUGUGUGUGAGAGAGAGAGAGGGGGGGGGAUGUGCACCUGUGUACAGUGCCUGUGAAUGCCAGAAGGUUUUGAAUCCCUCGAGUGACAAGCAGUUUUGAACUGCCCAGUGUAUGUAUUGGGAAUAGAAUUCCAGUCUUCUGAAAAAACAGUAAGUGCUUUUAACUUCUUUUGUUUCUUCUUUUUUUUUUAUUGGAUAUUUUCUUUAUUUACAUUUCAAAUAUUAUCCCCUUUCCCAGUUUCCCCCACUCUGGAAACCCCUUAUCCCAUCCCCCCCCACCGCCUACUUCUAUGAGGGUGUUCCCCCCACCCACCCACUCUUACCUCCCUACCUUCAUAUUCUCCUACAUUGGGGACCAAGGGCCUCUCCUCCCAUUGAUUGCUGACAAGGCCACCCUCUGCUACAUAUAUGACUAAGGCCACGGGUCACUCCAUGUGUACUUCUUGGUUGGUGGUUUAGUCCCUGGGAGCUCUGGGUGUGUGGUUGGUUGAUGUUGUUGUUCUUCCUAUGGGUUGCAAACCCCUUCAGCUCCUCCAGUCCUUUCUCUAGCUCCUCCAUUGGGUUCCCUGUGCAGUUCUGGUUUUAUUCAGCCAGUUUGAUGGCACCACAAGGCACUAUACAGUCAGCAUGCUGUUUUCAGAACAGUCAUCCCUUGAUAUUCAUGGGAGAUGUUUUUCAGGAUGUUCUACAGAUGUCAAAAUCAGAGGAUAUUCAGACCCAUGUAUAAAAUGGCAUAGUAUUUGCACAUAACCUAUACAUAUACUUCUAUUUACUUUAAAUCGUCUCUAAAUUACAUGUAGUUUGAAAAAUGGAAAUGCCACUUGGCCUCCAUAGGCUCACCAUAUUUAAAUACUUGGGCUCCAAUUGGUGGGACUAUUUGCGAAAGAUCAGGAAGUAAGACCUUGUUGGAGGAAGGGCACGCUUUGCGGGAUUUCAGAAGCCCAUGAUACCCCUUAUUAGCUCUCUCUGCCUCAGUGAAUGGAGAUGUAAGCGCUUGGCUACUGCUCCAGUGCCAUGCCUGCCUGCCUGCUGCCAGGUUGCCUGCUAUAAUCGGCAUGGCCUCUACUGAUCUGAAAGGGAAGGUCCCAAACGGGCUCUUUUCCAUAAGUUGCUUUGGUCACAGAAUAGAAAAGUAACUAAGACACCAGGCAAACAGUUGGUACAUUGUAAUUGUUUGAGGAUAACAAAAAGAAAAAAAGGUUGUAUAUGCUCACAACUGAUACUUUUUUGCUUAUGAAUAUAUUUGGCAGGAGGCUAGUUGUAUCCAUAGAUGGAGACCCUCAGGGAUUUGGGAGGCAUAGUAUAUAUAUUUAAUCCCUUACCUUCUAAAUAUUUGCUAAAACUCAGUUGUUGGUUUUUUUUUAAAUAUUUUUUAAUUUUAUGUAUAUGUGUGCUUUUUCUGCAUGUGUGUCUGUAUGCCAUGUGCAAACAAUGCCCAAGAAAUCUGAAAGAAGGGGUCGCCCCCUGGAGCUAGAAUUACCGAUGGUUUAAGCCACAUGUGGAUGCUGGGCACAGAGCAGCAAGUGCCCUUAACCACUGAGCCAUUUCUCCUGCUGAAGGCAAUUGCUCUGACACAUGCUAGGACAUACUGUUAAGGCCUCACUGUUCCCGCCUCGUCAGAGGGUGAAGUGAGUGGAAUGGUGGUGUGGAAUGUCAAAUGCAUGUAUACGUGGUAUGGUAUGAUCUGUCUAAUGAACACAUGUGCAGUGUGGCCUGUCUAAUGCAUGCAUGCACAGGGCCUGUCUAAAACAUGCAUAUGUGGUAUGGCCUGUCUAAUGCAUGCAUGUGCAGUGUGGCCUGUCUAAUGCAUGUAUCCUGGAAGUGUUUUGGUUGCACUCAGAGAGCUGGCAGAAGUCACAAUCUGGCCUCCAUUCCCUGUAUUUUUCUGUGAUUUUUUUUUUUCUCUUUAAGUUCACCAGUACAAGAAAUAAGUGCCAGAUUUUAUAUCAGAUAAAGAGAUUAAAGAAUGAGUUAAUAAGAUCCCUAUGCCAUCUGACCAGUAAAGUGGCAUAUUCCAGUGACUUUCCUGAGGGAACAAUUUUCAGUGUUUUUUCUUCUGUAUACAGUAGGGGGAAAUCUUAAUCUACAAAGUUACAAUAUUGUUUAGUUUGUCAUAUCAGCUCCAUGAUGAGAGCUUAGAUUUUGGUAUAGCUGUACAGAAGGGCGUAGUCGUCUGAUGGAGAGUUGUGGGUAUCUAUGAGUGAACGCCUUCUCUCUGAGAUCCAGGGAGUCUAGCAAACUGUCGAACUUCAUAUACCUAAAAUGAAAUCACAUUUAAAGUGAAUAACUUUUAAAUACCAUUAUUAAAAGUCAUAUUGUCACUAUAAUAUACAUAAAUUUCUUUUUUAAAUUCAGGCAGAUGUCUAAACCACUAUUGUGAAGGUACUUGCUUUAAUUAUGUAGCCUGGGAUAUACCUGUCAGAAAUAUGAUUGUAAAGUAUGCCAUUGAUUGAUGGGCAAAUGUUUCAUGGAUUUUGGCAUAUAGCAAGGCCUGCCAUGAGUUAUCCGUCCACGUAUUUGAAUUCUCAGGUUUCUAUGAAGGAAAUGAACCAGUGUUCCUGCCUCUUUGUCAGUUCUCCCUUGGACCUAUGAAUUAUGAUCUUCUCAUCUACAGUGUACAGAUACCCAGCCUACCCUUCUGUUCCACAUGUGUCCUGUUACAUCUUCUCUCCCUGCGGUCUUGCCUUACUGUCUCCCAUCACUAGCUGCACAGAUAAGACAGAUCAGUCUGCCGUAGCUUCAUCCUUUAAGGUCUGUUAUACUGUCUGCUAAGCACUGGUCCCAUAUUAUGUUUGUAGUCUCUAGCUAGUCUGCAUUCUGCCAGAUCUGGCCAGCCCUUACGUUCUUACCUGAUGCUGAGAGAAUUUUCUAGUAUAUUGAUUUGUUCAUAUCAUUCUUUAAAAUAUUACAUUGUUUCUUCUGAACAUGGGUCCAGACACUUUUGUGUCCUUAGCAUGGCAUACAGAGUCUCUAGAGAUGAGACUCCUGAUGGUGGAUUAGCCUGCUUUCCUACACUUUCCUAGGUUCUAGCUGAGCACGCAGUGUGCUCAGAUGUGUCCUGCAGCCUUGCGUGAGCUAUCCCUGAGUCCAGCUACUAAGUCCUGCUUUACUUUUCAGUGCCUCCCUUCUCUGAGAAGCUGAUGCUGAUUGUCCGAUGCCCCACACAAUAUGCUUUAAAGGCUUUCCACUUCCAUUCCCAUAAUGUUAUCAGCUUCAAGAGCGUUUCAUGCUGUAUUGUCUUAAUACCUACUUCCCAGUGGCCAGCAUUAAAUCUACUCUGUAGUAACCAGAUAUUUGUGACCUUGAGCAAAUUCAGUGUACUGUCUGUCUAGUUGUCUUCAUCCAGAUAGCAAAUCUUUUCUCAUAGAGUUUCAGGAGAUAAAAGAACAUACAGCAUCAACCCAAUGGUCGGCACACAAGUAGAGCUCCAUCAUCACUGUCUUCUAAUGUUAUAGUCCGCCCAAAGAGUGUGCACAGGACACUCGCUCAAUGUAUAUAGAUCUCUAUUGAGUUUAAAAAAAAAAAAAAAGAGCUGGGCGGUGGUGGCGCACGCCUUUAAUCCCAGCACUUGGGAGGCAGAAGCAGGUGGAUUUCUGAGUUCGAGGCCAGCCUGGUCUACAGAGUGAGUUCCAGGACAGCCAGGGCUAUACAGAGAAACCCUGUCUCGAAAAACAAAAAACAAAACAACAAAACAACAACAACAACAAAAAGGAUUUGACAAAUUAUCGAAGAGGAAGUUUAGAAAGAUUUUAGGAUAUGUGGUCCUUGUAGUUGUAAUACUGUACCCCAGGAGAACUAGGAAAUCCUCUAAACAUUGCAAGUGUAUUUAAUAUUAACAAGGUAAACUACAAAAAUUAGACCUUUUAUUUGUGAAAAAUAUUAGGAUUGUUAAGAUAUAUGCCAGGUAAGGGGAAAGAUAUUCAUUGUUCGUGGAUCAAGAGAUGCAAUCCCUCUUCAAAUUAAUCAGUAACUACAACACACCUAGUCUUCAAAGCUUUUUUUUAUUAUUUUCAGAAAAACUGAAAAUGUUGAGAGUAUUCUCCCUACUUUCUUCACAUUUACUAUGUCAUGUGGACAGAGACACUCACAAUCUUUUUGUACUGAGCUAUCUUUUCAAGAAAAUUUGUGAUAUGAAUAUCUAUGAAGGAAAGAGAUAGCACUUCCCUGCAAACAAAGAGUAGGCUUGUUUUAUUGCCUGACAAGAUAUUGUCUCCUUGCAGCGGAAGGCUGCAUUAAGGACAACACAAGAUCCCUGUACACUGUUGGCGUGAUGCAAACCUACAGCAGUCAUGGCGUCCACCAGGCCUUUCUCUGGCGCCACUGGAAUGUGAGCAUCAGGCAGAAGAGACAGAGGAUAAAACCUGUGCUGAUUGUCUUUCUCUGGCACCCAUAAAGAUGAGCAGGUCACUAUGUUAACUUGGAGUUGCAGAGGCCUCAGGGGUUAGGAGUACUGGCUGGAUUUCCAGAGCCCUCGUGACAACCAAGAACUAUCUAACUCCAGUUCCAGGGAUCUAGGGUCCUCUUUGGCCUCGAAGGGCACCAGGCAGGCAUACAAUGGACAGACGUAUAUGCAGGCAAAACAAGCACACUCAUAGCAUACAAAAAGUAAAAAAUUAAAAGUGUGUUAGCUUGAGAAUUUGAUGAAAUCUGAGAUCUCUUUCAAUUCUUCACAGAAUUCAGGAAUCCCUACUUGUAAAAGUCAUUUAACAUACUGAAUUAUAAGGGUGAACAAUUAAAAUGAGUGCAAUGCUUACUCAAAAAACAGAGCAAAUCGGCCAGCUAUUACUGUCCCCCAAAGGAAAAUUGUUUGCUGAUUCUACUUUUCUCUCUCCUUUAAGAUGACAAAUGUACCUCUUCAAUAUAUCUGAUGCCUUUCACCCUGACAAUUUCUGUGACCUUACCUUUGUUAGAAUUUAGCAUUUCUGGGCUUUUCUAUUGACAUGUUAAGCUGUAUUUUCCCCCAGUAUUUUUAUGUACAGUGUGGUUGUUUAAAUAUUUGCAUUAAAUAAGCAAGACAGUUUCAUUCAGGCUCUUUCCUUUGAGAAAGCUCUUUCCAGUUCUUUUCUGUGUCACCAUGUCCUGCUCCCUCUUAUUACACCUAAAUAUAUCAUAGUCAUUUCUCUGUUUACUCAUUGCAAGGAUAACCACAUUGUAGGGUCAAAUGCAUUAGAGGGAGAGAUAGAGGGCCAUUAAUAAUGAUUAUGGAGUGUUGUCUUAGUGCCAGGAGCUACUGUUUGGGAGGUAAUGGACACUGGGGAAAUUAAAGAUCAUAAAAAUUGUAUUAAUGUCCAGUUGUAACUUUAACAAACUGCUAUCACAGCACAGUGUUCCAAUUUUCACAAACUUCUAAAUCACUUGGUGACUUUGAGUCCUUUUGGGAAGGAAUUGCUAUAUAAAUAACACACAGACAACGGGGCAUUUUCCAAACCAAAGCUCUUUGGGAUACUAGAUAUUGAGUGAUUUUUGAUAAAAACGAGUUAUGGCUGCACAAUGUAAAAAUAAGAGUAAGACUUUAUUUGCAGGGAUCUUGAGCUUGGAAUCACUAAUGAUUCCAAUCACUAUGUACACAUAAUUGAAGGGUACUAGUGACAACUACAAUGUCUUUCCAUUUUUAUAACUGUGACACCCCCCCUAAAAUCAUGGUGAACAGUAGAAAGAAUUGUUCUAUGGAUUUUCAUAGCCACUUUAGGUCUUUAUAACCAUGUUUUAGUAUCUAGUACAUGAAUGACUGCAGUGUCCUCUCCAGCUGAGGGCUUGCUUAUCUGCCUCAGUGACUGGACCCUGGGUACUAAUGGGCAUCAUUGCCCAUGCGUAUAUCCCCAGUGCUCGCUGGGCUGUCUCUGGGACCUUAUGCAAGUAGAGCCAUGCUCUGUGUAUCUUGUGACUUGCUUCUUUUAUUCAGUUAUUUUGCAUCUAACUGUAGUUUAUUUUUGUUGCUUUGUAAACUAGUGUUUUAUGACUAUUCAAAGAUCAUCUAUCCAGUCACCAUUGAUGUUACCUUAGGUUUUAUUGUCUUCUUUGCUUGUGAAUAGAGGACUAAGUAUACACAUACCACACACACAUGCACACACACUCACACAUGCACAUACAUACACACCCUCUUUAAAAUGGGGACCAGCAAACUCUUUUUUAUAAAUGAACACUUAGUACAUAAUAUAGGCUUUGCAGAGUACAUUGGUCUCUGCUAUCUAUCCUUUAAAGAAAAUUGUAAAAACCACUCUUGGCUUGUAGGCCAUAGUUUCUUGGAACUGUUCUCAGAUAACACCCAAGAGGAGAAAUGUCUAUCAUCAAUUAUAGACACAGCCAUUCUGACAUGAAAUGGGAAUUGUUUUCAGUGAGAUUAAGCCUACUUAUCCUCCCUCCCACAAGCAGUGGGAGAGAGAUCCCAGCAUGCAUCAUCCGUAUCACAACUGAGUGUUAUCAUAGUCUUCAUUUGCUGGUGUGUGACAGUCCUUCCCACUCAAGACGGAGCACUGCUGUGGUGUGUGACGGUCCUUCCCACUCAGGACUGAGGAUAGUAAACUUGACCUUGUGGUAAAAGAAACUUUUCACCUUGCUUAUUCAAAGUUUUGUGGAUUUUUCUUUCAUUUUUAACUGUAUAUUGUUCAUCUUAAGCUGGUGUUUGCAUAUGAUAUGAGGUAUGAUUGAGAAACUACACUUCAUUAACCAGUUGUCUGAGUAUUUUUAAUGACACUCAGGCAGUGCAUAUGGAUUCCAGGAUAAGCUGAAAUUAAAUAGUAAGUGAACAUGUAGCUGAAAUGAACAUUUAAACACAAGGACACAUUUUUCCUUUUCCUACAAUGAGAGCAAGAACUAGCAUUGGGCCUCAACUCCUUUACCAUAGUCCUAUCUCAGAAAAGCAAAGCAAGUGACUUUCCCUUUAUAUUACUCCUAUCUCUAUGUUCUGAUUUAAAGUAUGCUUUCAUAAUUUAUUCUGUUAUUAGCUACUGUAUGUCAGCCAUGUUAAAAAUAUGAUAUGCCUGCUAAAGCAAUUAGCGUUGUAUAUGAAAAAGAUCACAGGGCCCUACCACCAAAAAUCUAACAAACAAAACCCCUCCUGCUGUAAUGUAAACUGUAACAUUGAACAACUUCCCAUGCUGACUGUGAAGCACAGUCUGUUGAUUGCAUUGACAACUCGGCUUUGUAUCUAGAAGACUCAGUGUGACCAAACAAGCCUUAAGUUUAUUUAGCAUUAUUCUUAGUUCUAAGGCACUUGGAUAUAGGAGCUGUGGGCAGACCUCAGCUCUGGCACACUGUCCCUUGUGGCCUUUUCACAGAAAGGACACAUAUUCUCGUGUGUCGAGACUGGGCAGGAAUGGCUAGUGUUUCCUUGAGAGGUAUCCUGGGGCAGGUGUGGUGUUUUGAACUCUCAUGUUGACUACACUCGUAGAGCACAGUGCAAGUUUUCAACACAGCUAGUUAAUCUGCACUACAUGUUGCUCACUGUAACGUGCUCUUUGUUGGAUACUUUCGGAUUGGCUGUAUGUCAAGCUGGUGAGGAAGCUUAAUUCUCCUGCAUCUUCAGAACGGCUUGAUAAUGCUUGCUUUAUAGUUCACUGAGUACGGUACCGUGCUGUUUCCUUCUGUUCACCCAGCAAUGAGAAAAUAGCUGCAUCAAGCAGUAUUGUAAUGAAUUUUCCUAGCCCAAGGAGCUGCCGUUUGCUUCUAAUUGCUAUGUGGAGCAUGAAAUCAGAGCCCCAAGUUCCUCAGAACUUCUGCAAAAGAAGGCCCCAUAGUCACCCAGCUACCUCAGAGAACGUACAGCGUCUCUUAAAGAGCCUUCUCAAUGGCACUUACGCUCACUGCCAUGCCAUAUCUUAUUUGGCUCUAUUGCCUUUAACUGAAUUUCUCAAGAGUAAUCCAUUUGUGUUCAUUGGCGGAAACUCACAUCAAUGUAUGUUACAGGGACGUCCACUCAUUAUUAGCUAAUGCUUUUGCCACACUGUACAUUUUACUUCGAGAGUUGACUAACGUGAGCUAGGAUGUACAUUAAGACCUUAGUGGCACUUUAGUAAUGUCACUUUGUAUGUGCAUCCUACAAGCAGGUCACUGGGGAGAAACCCUCAGAGACUACGACGAGAUGUAAGUCCUAGGUGGCUGCUUCUCAUUAAACAGAAAAGAAAGAUUCCCUCAGAUAAUUACCCAAGUAGGAAAGGAACUCGAACAUAGGAGUUCUUGGUAGUAAUUACGAAUUAUCACCCACACAUAAAAGAUCUCCUUCUGCUUUCUAAACGAAAGUGAACAUCACUAAGUAUUUUCUUUGAAAAAAAAAUAUUUAAAGCAUAUUACUUAAAAACCCUUUAAGUCUUUAAUAACCAUCCCAAAUUGAUUUCAUGUAACCUUCUGCUACUACUUGAUAAAAAUUUUCAGUGUAGCAAAUGCAAUUUCCUUGCUUAAUCACAAUUCUAAAUUUAGCCUCAAUACAAAGGGAAGUAUUUUCUCUCUGCCUCCAGAAAGAUGGCAUAGACAUACUUUCCUCUGUUCUGCUAAGUCCAACUAAAACUCAAUGUAUAGUAUAUGAAUCAAACAUAGGAUUCUAAAGAUGACGAGGAAUCAAGACCCUGUGGACCCUGCGCACAAUCCAAUGAUACAUGUCCUGGGUUUCCUUCCACUUCACAUACCCCAGAUCUGGAGGAGAAAACAUUAUUGAGAAAACACCAACAUAAACUAAUUAACAAGCAAUCACACAGCAGCACCAGUAAAAUAGAAAGUGUUUUCUGUAGUUAAAUUGCCAGAAUGUGAUGGCCUUGACAAGAAACCCUUAAUCAACAGUCCCCACUCUAAGGCACUGUUCUAGAGAAAUGCACGGCUCCAUUCCGACAGCAGUCACUGGUGGGAAGCAGCAAUCGGCCACGCCUGCUAGGCUGCAGUUCCCCAGCCUUCCUCACUGGUGGUGUCACAGACAAAAGCAUUCCUUUCAGGUGGGUGCUAAUAAAAACCUGCAUUCCAUCUCCAUACAAGUAAAGAACAUAGAGAGGCCUGGAUGACCCACUUCCAAUAGUGUGGCCCUUUUUCUUCUCCUACUGAAGUCAGAAUACAUCACACAAGAAACAAUGGGUGACUCCUCCGAGCCAGGAAAGCAUCCAUGAAGGCUGAAUAGAGACUCAGAGUCUCACUCCUGCCAGGCCUUCAGAGGAAGUCCUCCCCUCAGACAUCAGUGGAGUUGUGCUAGGGAGUCCUAAUGACACCUUCCUUCUCCCACCCCUACCCAGCUUCCUUAGCUGGAGUUGAUAUCGAAAGAAUGCAAGGGAUCCAGCAAUUUCUACCAUAUUUCCAUAUGUCCACAUUUUGAUGAAGAACAAACCAAAAAACAAAACCAAACAGCAAAGUCAAACCAUGUUACAGAAGGAACAAGGCAGCCUCUGGGGAGAGAAGGCUCAGUCAGUGGAGGCCAGCACUAGAUGACAGAUGUGAGAGCUGCCCGCUAAAGACGUUAGAGCACCACCAUGAACCAGGAGCUACAAAUGUGAACAUUGACCCCUAGCAAGCAAGUGGGAAAUACAGUGAAGAUCUCGUGCCCUCCUGGAAUGGAAAAGUCUAGGAACCGGAAGGAAGGCCUCAGUGGAGACACUGUAGAACCAGAUGGAGGGCACACAGCACAGGUCAGUGAGCUGGGAGUUAGAACCAUAGAAAUUAUUCAGUCGGAACAAUGGAGAGAAAGUAGACUGAAGAAUAAAAUAAAAGAACCCCAGGAAUGGUAAGAGUGUGCCAAAAAUCUAACAUUGUAUCUUUGGAACACCCUAAGAAUAGGAAAAGGCAGGGAACUGAAACACAUCUGAGUAAGAAACGAAAACCUACAAAAUUUGACCAGAAAUUUGACAGACAUAAGAAAUGCCAUCUAGUUGCCUGGAUAACUCUCCCUGUAAGCCUUGAUCCUAAAACUGUGAAUGCAUUGUUGUAUAUGAUAAAAGGACUUCCCAGGGGUGAUGGGAUUUUUGAGAUAAGAAAACACCUUGUGUCAUAAGAGUUCUCCUAAGAAACAGACAGAAAGGGCACUGGGACGAGUGCUCAGCAGUCAGGCCUGCAAGGAGCACUGGAAGCUGUGAGGUCAGGAGGUGGAUCUGCUUUGGACUUCCAGGUCAGUGCAGAACUUCUUACCUCUGCAUCUGAAAGACAAUCAAUUCAAGAUAGUUUAAGCUCUGAAACUUAUGAAAAUUCCUUACAGCCACAGUAUAAAACUAAUCUACUGAUUUAACCUCAGACAAAAGGAAGCCAUGCCAUGGUGCACCAUGCCCCUGAACAGAGUGCCAAGGAGACAAGCCUGGGAAGCAUGCGGUGUGGCUGCAGUCUGAAUGCCAGUGGACAGAAACUACAAAGACCAAAAGGACUUGACACUUCAGUAUUCUAAGUGAUGUAAGAGCUGUCUCCCCAGAAUCCUGUUUCCCAUGAAAAUACCCUUUAGGAGGAAAAGGAAAUCAAGGUACUCUCUGGUGAAAGAAAGCAAUCACCAGUAGAUCUCUCUAAGGGAUUUGCUAAAGGACAUGCCCUAAAAAGAGAUAAUAAUCUUGUAAGAUCAAGAAACUUAAAAAAAAUGCAGUGAAUAUAAGUAUGGCUGAAGAAUAUAGGAUUUCCAAAGGUUUUGUUGUUGCUGUUGUUUGUUUGCUGUCUUUUUCAAACAGGGUUUCCCCAUGUAGCCCUGGCUGUCCUAGAACUCAUGUAGACCAGGCUGAAACUCACAGAGAUCCCUCUGCCUCUGCCUCUGCCUCUGCCUCUGCCUCUGCCUCUGCCUCUGCCUCUGCCUCUGCCUCUGCCUCUGCCUCUGCCUCUGCCUCUGCCUCUGCCUCUGCCUCUGCCUCUGCCUCUGCCUCUGCCUCUGCCUCUGCCUCUGCCUCUGCCUCUGCCUCUGCCUCUGCCUCUGCCUCUGCCUCUGCCUCUGCCUCUGCCUCUGCCUCUGCCUCUGCCUCUGCCUCUGCCUCUGCCUCUGCCUCUGCCUCUGCCUCUGCCUCUGCCUCUGCCUCUGCCUCUGCCUCUGCCUCUGCCUCUGCCUCUGCCUCUGCCUCUGCCUCUGCCUCUGCCUCUGCCUCUGCCUCUGCCUCUGCCUCUGCCUCUGCCUCUGCCUCUGCCUCUGCCUCUGCCUCUGCCUCUGCCUCUGCCUCUGCCUCUGCCUCUGCCUCUGCCUCUGCCUCUGCCUCUGCCUCUGCCUCUGCCUCUGCCUCUGCCUCUGCCUCUGCCUCUGCCUCUGCCUCUGCCUCUGCCUCUGCCUCUGCCUCUGCCUCUGCCUCUGCCUCUGCCUCUGCCUCUGCCUCUGCCUCUGCCUCUGCCUCUGCCUCUGCCUCUGCCUCUGCCUCUGCCUCUGCCUCUGCCUCUGCCUCUGCCUCUGCCUCUGCCUCUGCCUCUGCCUCUGCCUCUGCCUCUGCCUCUGCCUCUGCCUCUGCCUCUGCCUCUGCCUCUGCCUCUGCCUCUGCCUCUGCCUCUGCCUCUGCCUCUGCCUCUGCCUCUGCCUCUGCCUCUGCCUCUGCCUCUGCCUCUGCCUCUGCCUCUGCCUCUGCCUCUGCCUCUGCCUCUGCCUCUGCCUCUGCCUCUGCCUCUGCCUCUGCCUCUGCCUCUGCCUCCUGAGAACUUCCCUAAGUUUUAUAUGAGAGUGACACACACAAAUUUGUAACUGUCCGAUGUGCAUGCACAAAUGGAUAACAGGACAAAGAAGGAUAAAGGUUCAUAGGGGAGAAUAUUAAAACAGAAAAGAUGAAAAAAAUAUUGGGUGUAAUCUCAGAAGAGCUUGUGCAUUGAAACUUGGGUACUGAUGAAGCAGGGUGUGGUCAUGGUGAGACCCCGUGUGCUGAUGAAGCAGGGUGUGGUCAUGGUGAGACCCCGUGUGCUGACGAAGCAGGGUGUGGUCAUGGUGAGAAGAUCCCGUGUGCUGAUGAAGCAGGGUGUGGUCAUGGUGAGAAGACCCCGUGUGCUGAUGAAGCAGGGUGUGGUCAUGGUGAGAAGAUCCCGUGUGCUGAUGAAGCAGGGUGUGGUCAUGGUGAGAAGACCCCGUGUGCUGAUGAAGCAGGGUGUGGUCAUGGUGAGAAGAUCCCGUGUGCUGAUGAAGCAGGGUGCCGCCGUGGGUGAGAAGACCCCACGUAGUGAAGAUGCUGAUUCCUCCAGAGCUGCUGUGCUGGCUUAACACAGUUUCUCUCAAAAUCUCAGCAAGAGUUUUUUGUAGACCUAGGCAAAAUUAUCCUAAAAUGUAUAUAGAAAGACCAGGGCUAGAAUAACUCUAACAAUUGUGAAGGAGCUGAACAAGUGGCAUCGAAAGAAGGAUGAACAUCAGAGGAAUCAGAUAGAAAGUCAGAGCUGAGUCAUACAAGAUACUCACUCACCUGAGGAUAGAUAGACCCAAAAGCACUUACAUGAAAGAAUAAAUAAGAGGAAAUACUGAUAAGUAAGAUGUCUCUAAAACCUGCCUAGCAGAAAACCUUGUUAGGGGUUUGAAAAGACAAGCUACAGAGUGGAAGAGAAUAAUUGUAAAGCCUGUUUGCAAAACAGAGGGCUAGGGAAACUCCAGCAACAGGAACAGGAAGUGAUGCUGUUAGAGCAUACUCACGGGUAUAUGGCCUGGAGGGGUAACUUAGCACUCACCUCGCAUGCUUAAUGUUCUGGAUUCUAUUCCACACAACACAAGGGCACUGUGAGAAAGAAGAAAUGGGCCAAAGGAAUAGACAUUUUAUUAAAAGUGGGGGGUAUACAGGACCUCAAGUAUAUUUUGUUGACCCAUUUAAUGCUAGUAAAGUUGUUUUUUGUUUUUUUUUGUUUUUUUUUUUUUUGCUUAUAUUGGUAGCAUAUAUUUAAGCAUUGUAAAGUAUAAUAGAAACUCCAGAUUUCUAACUUCUCUUAGGAAGAAAUAGAAAAUUCACUCCCAAAAUACUUCCCCAAAUCAUAACUGUCUAAGGGUUGCUCUUCCAUGGAAGGCUUGUGCUCCUCCGCACUGUCCCCAUCAGUGUCAGGUAACAUUCUGAGACACUGAAAGGAAACAGGAGCCAGCAGCUACAUUUUUCUCCUUCCCCUUGUGGGAGGCUAUCUUCUUUAUUGUUACAAUUACUGUAACAUUUCUUGCUAAAGAUUUCCUAGUGGUUUCUCUGGGGUUUCAACAGAAGGCUUGUGGCUGAUUAUAGUUCGUGUCUUACAUGAUUUGGUUCGUGUAAGAGGAAAUGUUUCCUCAGUGUCUGAUUUUCUAAUGAGCCAUUUUAGUUCUAUAACUCAGAGCCUCCCACCCGACCGACUCUUGCUGGUCUCUCUUCUUAGGGGACCCGAAGUGGAAAGACUUUCCUGGGUUUUAUUAACUCGGUCUAAAGGGGUUAACACAAAGGAAAUAGAAGAACGUUACAGAAGGAAUUUACUAUGGUGGCCAUGAUUAAUAAGCUAUUCUGAUUGAGAAACUUGGCAACACUUAGCACAUUUUGUUACAAAGUAGACAUCAGAAGUAAAGCCAUUAUGUUUGAUAUUGAACUCCCAAGUAACUUGGUAUUUUCUAAGCACAAUAGUAUUGCGUACUAUGGUACAGUUAGACAGGCUGUUUGUCUGAGCAAGGAGUAUAUGGCAGAACUAAAAGGAAAGUAGAUGGUUAGUGCAGGAUUGAAGGAUGGCCAGAGUCCAUGACUGUAAUAGCCUUUCAGGCUACCUAGAGAAGUGGCUUCCGUGUUCUAUUUGGCUUUUCCCAUGGAUCCAAAGUAAGAAUGGAGGACUAGGGAUAUAAUCAGUAGGCGAGCACUUGUCUCACGUGGUUAAGACCUCAGGUUCCACUCCUAGCCCUGUCAUAGGUACUAGGAUAAGGUGGCCACUAGAGAGAUCUCUCAGAUGUUAGGACUUGCGGCUCUUGCAAUGGACUGGAGUUUAGCUCCCAAUGCCUACACUGAGUGACCCACAAUUACCUAGUGUCAGCUCCAGGAGCAUCCAACACUGUCUUCUGGAUUCUCUGGACACUUGUAAUACACAGAUGUGAGGGAGGGAAGAGUGGGGGAGGAGGGAGGGAGGGAGAGAGAAAGGCAGGGAGGGAGGGAGGGAGGGAGGGAGGGAGGGAGAGCUUGGUUAUAAAGGUGGCUUUCUGAGGUGAGGCUGGGCCUCAGCACCCUGCAUAUGCUGACCUCCCCAAAUGUGGAAACAACCACUGCAUAAUUUAUGGUAUUGGGGGGCUGCUCCCCUAUUAUUAUGAAAAGAAAGAAAUAUUUAGCAAAGAAAAGAAAUUUACAUAAGGAAAAGUAGAAAGAGAAAGAAAGAGAUGGAAAAAUGAAAGUGCUACUUGGGAUUAAAGCUCGCCAUCUGGCUGCUAAUUUAUGUGAUUGCUGUUGGAAGGAGAGGUUCUAGUGACCUUAUGCCCCAGCAUCUGUAAGAAAGAGGAUAAAGGAGUGGGUGAAAGGAGUGGAAUGGAGGCAGGGGUGAGGGUCUGAGUGUGAAAUCUAGAGCUGAACUGUUGGAAUUGUCUCUGUCUCUCACUGUCCUAGCUCUGACCUCUCCAUGCUUCAGUUUUCUCCUCUGUGAGUGGGAAUCACGCAGUCUCCGUAGGAGGGCGAUGUUGUCAGAGAAUGCAGUAGUGCCCGGUGCGUUGUCAGCCACAGCACUGGCUGCUGGAGAGGACAGGCACAGGCUCAAGAAUGGCAGAGGCUCGCACUUGACAGAGCCAUGCUUGGGCUUGGGACUUUGUCAUCCGUGAGUUUUUCCUGAUGUCUCAGUAGAACACCUAUUUCUGCCUUUAGAUAUUUGUCCUGACUUAGCCUAUGUGCUAAACUCAGAUAGCUCAGUGUGUUCAAGACACACCAAUUCGUAGCAUAGAAAGAAUACUUUGGCAAGACCUUGGCCAGGAAAGAGACCUAAGGUUUUAUUUGUUCAUUCCUAAGGCCCAGCAAAGAGAAGUCUCCCACAUACAAGGAAUUAGUUGACUGGCCUCAGCUUUUGCUGUUUUGUUUGGAGAGUACGGUUGUUUUGGAGUACUGUUGCUGCUGUUGUUGUUUGGAGACAUUCUUACUUAGGCUGGCUUUAAACUGUAGCCCAGGCUGAGUUAGGCUCAGAGCACCCCCUCCAGCAGUCUCUUCAGUGCUUACUCAUAGCUCCUGCCUUAGCAUCAAGUCUUUUCAGAUAUUUGUUUUUAAAGUAUCAUUAAUAAUAGAUUUUAAAGUUUUGAAGUUGAUUUUAAAUAGGUUAUAUUCACUUUGCCAGAAUAAACAGGUACAUGAAAAAAUAUACAACUAAAUAAUGUAUGCCCAGAAAACCGUAGAACUACGCGAUGUAUACAAAUAAGAUACAACUAAAUAACGUAUACCAAAACCAUAUAUACCACCCCCUCCAAAAAAACCCAUAUAUACCACCCCUCCAAAACCCAUAUAUACCACCCCCUCCAAAACCCAUAUAUACCACCCCCUCCAAAACCCAUAUAUACCACCCCCUCCAAAACCCAUAUAUACCAUCCCCUAAAAAAAAAAAAAAAAAACCUCGACCAUAGCCAGCAGAAACCUUCCAUGGUUUUAAUUUUGAGUGUUCAGAGCCCUUUAUAGCAGUGGACCUGUACAGGUGGUCUGGAUCUUCACGGAUCUAUUUCCUGUUUCAUGAGCUUGAUGGUUGUGGGACCACAGGCACCAGAGCAGUGAUGCCCAAGUCUGAGAGGCUGGAGUCCCAUCUCAGGGAGCUGCCCUUCCUCCUCUCCCAGAGCUCUGCUGAGCUCAUCCGAGUCUGUUUCGGAUGUAAAGAAGGACCAGCAUAAGCAACCAGCAUUCUGACUCAAGAGAGCAGAAAGACCGGUUUGAACUGGGUAGGUGGGGAGUCGGAAAGAUCAAGUCCAGGGGGAGGUGACAGAUUGAUAGCAUCCUGUGCCAAAGUCCCAACUCACAAGGGAGUCAGAUGAGCCAGGGACCCCUCAGCCCUUCCCAGAGAGCCACGGUUUAUUUAGGAAGCUCUAGAACCUAGAUCAAUCAAUCCCCUUGCACUGAUUCUCAGUGUGUCACUUUCAGCAACAUUUUAAUAUUCUUCCUACAUCCUGAGUUAUUGAUUGAACACUCUCAUGUUUUUUAAGCCCACCUCCUUCAGCACAGCACCCUUGAAUCCCAUGCAUACUUUUAUGAUUCCUAAAUUGGUAGACGAAAUGUUAGUUACGGACAAAAAUACAAUCUCUUCACACCUGGAAAAAUUAAUGUUUUUUUUUUCCCCAGAAAAGGUACCAUAUGAUGGGAGGAGACCAGUUGCUAUUUGCUUGUGAGUGGAGAGACGGAUGUCUGCCAGACAGAGUAAAGAGCCUGCCUGUCCCUUUCAGCCUCCUAAAAUAUUAGUGGUGCAACACUGAUGUAAUCUGAAUAUUAUUGAAUAUCCUUCACAUUCUGGCUACUUUCACAGCUGAAAUCUAGAGGGAAAUAACCAUAAUCAAAUUCUCCUGCUUAGAAAUUAAUGUUCCGAGUCUGUUUUAGGAAAUAUAUAAUAACCGCGCUGUCAGGGUAUGGGAGGGGCUGCUUUAGAAGAUGCCUCAGAAAACUUACAGGCCAGUGGCAACUCAAAUACAGUUCUGGGAUUGUUAGUGAUUCUAAGCUGAUUUGCAGUGCACAUCCUUGUGGCUUUGGCAGUUUGGUGGGGCUCUCAAACGCCAAGGCAACGCUUUAUGUAAGCUAUGACUUUAAAGCUUGUCAUAAGGUAGAAAAUGGGGUCAGAGAAGAACAGUGGUCAGGGCUACAUCACUGGACCACACAUAUGUAGAAGUCCAGAAAUCCAGAAGCUUUCAGCUCACUGCCAAAAAGCAGAGUGUCCAGUCUCACACGUUAUCUGUGUCUUCACUCCCCCAAAGCAGCAUGUGAUGAACAAGCCUACUCCUGAGCAAUGCUCAUCUCUAACUCCAUCCCAGCAUCUUGGAAAUGUAUUUAGGCCAUUGGAAGAAUGCCCUAUGUCAGGUAGAGUGAUGGCUUGGUUGUUAAGAACAUGCUCUGUUCUUGCAGAGAACCUGACUUCAACUCCCAGCAUCCAGGUGCGGCAGUGUACAACCAACUGCCUGUAACUAACUCCUGCUCCAGAAAAUGCCUUCAUCUGAAUUCCAUAGGCACCAGCUCUCACGUGUACAGAAACCUCCAUGCAGAUGUAUAUACAUAUACACAUAAUUAAAUCUUUAGAGAAAGAAUACAGACCCCAUGACAAGCAAACACAAGCAGUCUGACAUGCUUCUCUAUAUGGCACAGAGUGUGGCUUAUUCUCAUCUUAAAUCCCAACACCCCAUAGUAGGGUCAGAGAAGAAAAGCAUUGCGGAGUGAGCCAAAGGCUGUACAACACUGGAAUCUAGAUGUUGGAGUCCCACAAAAGGACAGGUUACUAGUUCCACAGCCUGUCUAGGCCUGAUACCUUUUCACUUGUAAAAUGACACAGUUGAACUGGACAGGCCUUGAGUGUAUGCUUCCUCGACUAACAUGCAUAGGAGGAACUGGGGUGUCCUGUAAAUUGCAGAUCCUGACUCAGUAGGUGUGACCUGCGGCCUGUGUUUUGUUUUCCUGUAGAGGAGUCCUGAUACUGCUCUACAAUGCUCACACUGCUGGUCCACUGAUCUCUCAGCGUUUAGUUAGUUCUGUGCAUGUGUGUCUGUCAACUAGAUGGCUCUGUGACAUUGCAGGAAAGAUGGGGGCUUUCACCAGUGACCCUCCCAUGGAAUCAACAGUCCUCAUUCUUCAUAAUUAAUCUCUAUCAGACACUCUUUACUAUGUAAUUAUGCAUAACAAUUUCAUGUGCACACCAGAAAGCACUGAUAGAUUUAGUCCCAGCUUACCAGACUUGACAACAGAAGACAGAAAUAUGUAUAAAGACAGUAAUAAAUAGUAAGUUAUGAUAUAUGCCCAUUCAGACAUUGAGUACAUUCAAAUAGAACAAGCAUAUAUUUAGAUGGACCAUAGAAUAUUUGUAUUCAACAUCUUUUUUUUUUCCUUUUAAUCUCUGGUAAAUGAAGUAUAUUUCUGACAUAAAACAAGAUUUCUGUUUCUCUCUUCCUGGUGAGAGCUGGGAGUGGCAAGGUCAAUUUCUGAACUGCUUUUUUUGAAGACUGACUGAUUCUGGCCUCCUCAGCCCCAAACCUUAACCCUGUGACUGACUGUGCAGCUGCCUCGGCUUAACUUGGGGUUAAACCCCGAGUGUGUCCUCACAGGUUCAUUGACUGACUCUCAGUGCUUCCUGUCCAGGGCUUUGACCCAGCCGUCACCCUUGUGAAUCAGCGUGGGAAGAAGUGGACAGCACUAUCUCUGAAUCACAGAGCUGUGGGCACUACCGAGGAGGGGGCCAGCGCAUCCGAAGCCUCUCGGUCAUUAUAUCAGAGGAAGGCUGGCUUGGUACUCGCUCUUCUGUACACACAGGUCUCAUGACCUAGCCUGAGGAUGGGAUCGAAGGAGCAACAGUAGGCAGCAUUGACCCCUGAAGGCAGAGCUGGAUCUACUCCUGAGGGCCAUCCAGACACUGUGCUGGAAACAACAUCUGGUACCCAUGGUGAUAAGCCAGUUUAUUAGAACUGAAUCCCUGGUUAGAAGAGAGAUGCUAGGAUGACUCAGGGAACUGAUUUAUUCUAACUCAGCAAGGACUGAAUUAUCACAGGUCUGUUCUAUCUACUCAAGGGUUUCCCAACUAAAUACUAGUAGUGAAAUUAGAAACCCUUCAUUUAACCUUCUCUGACUCAUGUGAACACAUGUGAUAAUUAAUAAUGGUCCUAUGCACAUACAUAGGAAUACAGCCAUGCAGAGAAAACAAUACAUACCAUGCCCUCAGCACACAGACGUGCAUCCAUGGGAGGAGAGGAGUAACUGUGAAAUCUGAUACACUGUUUUGAAACGUGGCCCUACCACUGCAGGCUGCAUCAGUUCGCCUUUCAGACUGCAGCUGUUCCACCUGCAGGGUGAUGUUGGCGUGGCUUCCGUGCAGUAUGUGUGUGCACUGUCUGAGGUGCAGAUGGGUGGAGUUAUGUAGCAUGAUGUCUGAAAACCUAAUCACAGUCAGCAACCAUAAGAAACCUGAUUAUGUGACAGCCCCUGUGAAAUUGUGCCUCAGGGGAAAAAAUAGAAAGAAAGCGUCCACGUUUGUGUUUGUCUCUUGCUUCGUAUGCAGGCCUUUGUGCGGGAGGUUGUGUCUGGGUUCAUAAAAUGUCACGCUGCUUAUUAGGAAUGAAGCUGUGGUGAGGACAAAGCCUGCAUUGAUUAGGUAGGCUCAGCCCUGUUCACUCAGUUUUGUCACACGUAGCUGUUGUUUCCCUGUUAACUAUCUAUACAUAAACCUAGCAAUAAAGGGUGAAAGCAGCCUGCUCAUAUUAAGGAAAACACGAACCCAUAGAUGAUUACUGAAUUGGAAAGCUAAAUCUUAAAAAGCCAUAAAUGACAGUCCAUCUACUUUGCACCAAUGCCUCUUACUGUCUCUCUGAGCAUACAGAGUUGUACAGACAUGACAGGAUGCCGCACAUCCCGCUAACCGCUCACAGGGAGGUAAGGAGAAUGGAGGAGUGGGUCUGGACUGUGGUCCUGGGAAGAGAAGGAUGCCCUCCACGUGCAGCCAGGGAGAAGAGGCACGAGUAGGAGCGGUGCUGACGCCUUCCACCCGUGUUAGAAGGGCAUGAAGACCACAGGCAGAGGGUGUGAGGCAGACUUCUAAAAUGCAAAUGAUCCAUAGGGGCCAAAUCUGAGUGAGGCCUUGGACGGGCCAUCACCUCAAACCUGCUCACACAGUGUCUGAACAGGGUGUUACUGCUUCUAUGCAGGGAGAGAGUUGUUCAUCUUAGGUUGAAUGUAACAGUAGUUAGGACAGUUAGUUCUUUCCCAGAUUUAUUGUGCACUUGAGUCAUCUGUGACAGUAUUAAAAUGCAGAUCCUAUAGGUCUGAGACCUGCAUUUCUAAAGAGCCCCUAGGUAUUGCUGAAGCUGCUGGUUCAAAGACUGUAUUUUGAGUAGGAAGUGUCUAACCCAUUUUCUCCCCGAACUCUCUGUUUCCCACUCCCAUCCUACUUACUUCUGUUCCUCCCUCCGUACGCCCGUGCCGUUCCUUCACUCUUUCUCUGAUAGUUGCUUCCUGCUUGCUGACCUAACUCUCAUGCUGUCUCGUUGGAGUCACUCUUGCAUCCAGCCUGAGUCUUUGCUUAGACUUUCCCCCUUUCUUCUUUAAGCGUGCAUACUAAAGCUCCAGUCCUCCAAAACUCACCGUUUCCUGAGUCCAUCACCUCCCUUCUACUCCGGGUAGGGCUGAGAGGGCCUGCAUGGCCAUGCUCCAGGUCUCAUGUCUGCUGCUCCUUCACUCCUCCUUCCUUCUGUAUAACUGCCUGCCAGUCAUGUUGUCGCAGGUUGAACCUAAGUCUCCAUAGACUCAAGUCUGGAGAGCUUGUUCACCAGCUCGGGGACUGUUUUGGAAAGCUAUGGAGUGUUUAAGGGAUGAAGGCUGGCUGGGACAAAGCACUAGGGACAGGCUCUUAGGGGUUUCAGCCAGGCUCUGGCCAUAGUUCAGUUCUCUGCUUUCCUCUGAUCCAUCAGUGUGAGAAGCUGCUCUACCUCAUGUCCUACCAAAAGAAGGAACCAACAGCUUGCCUUCCCCACCAUGAUGGCCCACAAUCCCUCUGAAACCAUGGGUCAAAUGAAGACUUCCUCCUGUUAAGUGGGUUACCUCUGGUAGACAGCUCAGUCUCCAGACCUUAAGUCCUUCCUUCCCCUCCCCCACUGUGUGCUAACCUCCCCUCCCCCACUGUGUGCUGGCUUCCCCCCCCCCACUGUGUGCUGGCCUCCCCUCCCCCACUGUGUGCUGGCCUCUCAGCCCAGCCCCUCCUGCUCCUGAGCUUUCAUUCCUUCAGUGAGCACCACAGCAGCCCACCAGGUGGACAGCUCAACCUCUUCUCUACCACUAAGCUCCAUGAGGACAGGAAAAUCUGUCUGUCUUCAUCAGUAUCAAAACUCCAAGGGGCCACAGUGACGGGUAUAUGGAGAGAUUUAAAAUAGUUGUAGUUAAACAGAAUUAGAAAAACAUAUAUUUAAAGCCCUCUUGAUCUUUCAAUAGCUAGGACUAAGGAAUGCCCCUGUGUUAGCACUCAUUUGAAUCUAAAAAUGCUGUUUAGUAAAAACUGUUGAGCCUACCAGGCCCUUUGAAGAUUAGGACUAAAAAAUGACCAAAAUUAAACUCUCUUCAAAAGUUUCUGUCCCUUGUCUCAGUCAAGGACCUCAGGAAGGUUGCUGGCUAAAGUGAGGAUUUAGUCAACCUCAUUGCUCUUCUCCUGGGACACAACACAGAGAUGCAAGCAGUCAGCACUUAAUGAUUCUGGCCUGGCCUCUGACUCCUGUGGUCCUCCCAGCAAGAGAGCAACUGUCUGUCUCUAAGAUGGCAAUGACCCAAGUCACAAAAUGCAAGAUCUUCCAUUAAGAACCCAUUCUGCCACUUGCUCUUAAGGACACUAACAGCGAAGGAGACUGAUGUUCAUAGACGUUGUAGCCAUGCUUACUUUUAGUGUACUCCAAAGUCACAUCCAUGCUAACGAUGUUCUCAUUUAUAGCCUGUAUGAUGGCCUCCUGACUGGAUGAUAGGAGAUCUUAAAGCAGUUGCAUUAUACAUUCCCUGAUGGCUGAGUGUGGGACUUGUUUAGCUCCAUAGCCUGAUUUUAAAUUUGGGUCAUUUGUAUUUUGGAGUUUGGUUAUUUGGAUUCCUUAUGUAUUCCAGAUACAGAGUUGGAAAAUAUCUCUCCCACCCUGUGGGGUACCUCUUCAUUCAGUUACUCAUUUCCUUUGCUAUACGGAAGCAUUGGCUUCAUGAGGUCCACUUGUCAAAAGUUGGUGUAAUUUCCUAAGCCACUAGAGCGCUGUUUAGGAAACCCUAUCCUGUGCCCCAGUGUUGAAGCACAUUCCGGGGCAUCAUGUCUUACAUUGAGGCCUUUGAUCUAUUUGUAAUUGAGUUUUGUGUAAAAUGAAACACAGGGAUCUAGUUUUUUUUAUAAUAUGUUGAUGUUCAGGUUUUCCAGCGCCAUUUGUUAAAGACACUAACUUUUCUCAGAUGCAUAUUUUUGGCAUCAUUGUUUAACAUUAGGUGACUGUAAUUAUGUGGACUUAUAUGUGGAUCCUCUAUUCUUUUCCAUGACCUGGGUCUGCUUUGUGCCAAAACCAUUCUAUCUUUCUUACUAUGGCUCUGUAGUAUUAGUUGAAUUGAGUGUACUAUCUCCUGUAGUAUUCUUUUUGUUCGGAAUUGUUUUAGCUAGCAUUGACUUUUGUGCUUCCAUAUAAAGUUUGUAUAUAUCUGCAAUUUUGAUUGAGGUUUUGAAAGAACCUAGUGGGGAAACCCCCACUCAGCUCCCGAUUCGGCGUGUACCCAAGAAUCACGAAUAGAACACAACACCUUGAUGUAACAACACGAGGUAUUUUAAUGGCGGAGCUCCGGGUCGAAACGUAUCUCACACAGGAGACAGUGGAUUCGACCACGAGGCUUGGAAGCUAGGGGUUUUUAUAGAAAAGGAGUGGGGCUGGGGGAGGAAUUGGCACGGUUUCACAUGAUUGGUCCAUUUAAACAUCAGCAGCCUGUAACAUUUAACUUAGGUCAGAGGGGUGGGAGAUAGGGAGGCGAUGGGCCUACCCGGGCAUGUCCUGGUCUGUUCUGCUAUGUUCUCAGCCCCAGGUUUCAAAGCUCACAAACAACUCUUUGGGCUAUUUGACAUACAUCACAUGAAUCACAGGUCUCAAGUUUUAUUUCCUUUCAGUUUCAUUCAAAUUAAUAGGUUGUUCUUAGUAGAGGGGCUGUUUUCACAGUAGAUUUUCUUCCAAUCCAGUAGUGUAUAAGGUCUUUCCAUCUUCUAGAGUUUUCCUCCGUUUAUUUCUUCUGUGUCGACAUUAUCAUCCUGGAGGUCUUUCUUACCUUGCUUAUGUUGAUUUCAAAGUUGUGAGCAGAGUUGUUUUCUUAAUUUCUUUCUCAGUAUUUUUGCCGUUGGGAUAUAAAAAGGCUUUUGGCUAUUUACAUUAAUUUCUAUACUACCAUCUUUCUGAAAGUGUUUAUCAGCUUUAAUAGUUUCUCUGGUGGAAUCUCUAAAGUCUCUUUUGCAUAGGAUCAUAUCAUCUGCACAAUGUAUCAAGGAUGCAGUGACUUACUUCUUUUCCUAUUUACAUGGCACUACUUCCUUUUCUUGUCUUACUACUGCAGCUGAGACUUCAAGAAGUCUGUUGAAUAGAAGUGGAGAGAGGGAGCAGCCUGGACUUCCUACUAGUCUUAGUGGCAAUGCUUUAGGUUCUUCUCCAUUUGCAUGAUGUUGGGACUUUCUGGGGCACGAGCUUGCAAAUAAUGACACGAAGACUACAUUUAUUUAUGAAUGCCUAGAACUUAAU